Molecule: messenger RNA, 1215 nt
Organism: Cylicostephanus goldi
Lineage: Eukaryota; Metazoa; Nematoda; Chromadorea; Rhabditida; Strongylidae
Source: the annotation of a GenBank genome assembly
AUGUUUUUCCAAAUAUUCAACUGCUUUUGUCUAAAGAAAAAUGCAUGUCAUCAAAUGGUACUUUUUGCAGAACUUCAUGAUGACCUCGACUCGUUCGCCAACUCACCUCUGUCCCAAUUUGGGCUUGAGUCCGACUCAUCCUCCCCAUCAUCAUUCUGCUCUUUGGAUCUGGAUUAUGAUUCUCGUGAAAACACCCUAUCUGUUUUUCCAUAUGAUGAUCACCCCUCCCCACUACUCGGUAUGCCAGAUCCAAUAAUGCCUGCACUAGCAAUGAAUGAUUCGUUGGCAAGUACAGCUCCUAUAAGAAGGCCAAUGUUAGUUCGGAAACGAAUGCACGAAUGUUCUAUGGUUUGUUGGCUUUUUCGCACGUUGUUGACGUCCGAAUAUAGAGCUUUGCCUCUGAAUGCUAUAUUCGAAAUUUUCGAAGACACAAACCCAUCAUCCGCCCAUGGUCGACAUUGGCGGCAAUCCAUACGGCAUUGCUUGAUGUCUUCUGCUGUUUUCGUCAGAGUUUUGACGCCGAAUGCAAGUUUGCAGUUUUUGAGUAGAGAUAAAAUAAAACAUACAGGAAACAUUCACUUAAGUCCUCGCAAGGACUUCCUGGUAAUGAAUGAAGCCGGAUCAUGGUGGACAGUACAUCCGGAUUGUGAAGCAGCUUGCGCCGAUGAAGUUUUUCGACCCGGUGUUGCUCAUCGGUGCCCACCAAACGGAGGUGGAGCUGUUAGGAUGAAGACGUACCAGGUUGACGACACUAGUGAGAUCAUCUAUCGGGACACUACUCGUGGAAAGUGGACGAAUGAACGAAUUUAUGCACGAAGACGCUUGCCUCUGGAAAGGCCGAAGAAGAAUGCUAUUCCUUUGAAGCCGUCUUCAAUAACAUUGUAUCCAUCAAAAGUGUCUUCCUAUACAACUAACGCUCAGUCACGCCUACGCUCUGCACAGGUGAAUCCACAACGGGGAGAUCAUUUUGUGAUUGAUCAUGAAGAAGAGUUAUUAAUUUGCAAUAACGAGCUCAUUUGCGGCAGCGCUUUUCAAGAAGAGUUAUUACCCUUGGAUCCGUCGCUUCUGCAGGAAAAGAAUGUAUUGAAGGAAAUCAUAGCCUUUACCAUUUUGUUUAGUAAUGAGUGUUUCCUUGGUUAUGGUAAAAGAACUAUCAAGUUGCGUGAUCCAUCUGACUUCUUCCCUGACAGUGCUGCUGCUUCUAUCUUUUCUUGA